AUGACACCCAGCAGAACCCUGUACCAGAUAGAGGAAUCAGUAUGUGACCAUGUCCAAGAAGAUGACACAGGACCCAAUCCAGGAAACAAGAAGCCAAGUCCCGCCUCCCCUCCCCCGAACACCCCCUGCCGCCCCGCAUUCCUGCCCCCGCCCGGCCGCGCACCUCCCGCACCCCGCCGCCCCCUCCGGCUCGGCGCGCAGCCCGAGGGCCGCCUGCUCCCAUUUCAAAACACGAUAAUAAUAGGGACGCCGGGAAUAACCACUACGGCCGGCGCGGCGGGCGCCCCUCCCGCGGGUCAGAGGUCGGCGCCCCGCGCCCGCCCGCGCACCGCGGCCUCCGCGGGGACCCGGGACCCCCAGGCCCGCCCCGGAGCCCACCCCGGCCACUACGGGGUCCUCGGGACCCCCAGGCCCGCCCCAGGAGCCCACCCUGGCCACUACGGGGUCCUCAGGACCCCCAGACUUGCCCCGGAGCCCAACCUGGCCCUUACGAGGUCCUCGGGACCCCCCAGGCCGCCCCAGGAGCCUACCCUGGCCACUACGGGGUCCUCGAGGCCCCAGGCCCGACCCAGAGCCCACCCUGGCCACUACGGGGUCCUCGGGACCCCCAGGCCCGCCCCAGGAGCCCACCCUGGCCACUACGGGGUCCUCAGGACCCCCAGGCUUGCCCCGGAGCCCACCCUGGCCCUUACGAGGUCCUCAGGACCCCCCAGGCCGUCCCAGGAGCCCACCCUGGCCACUACGGGGUCCUCGAGGCCCCAGGCCCGACCCGGAGCCCACCCUGGCCCUUACGAGGUCCUGGGGACCCCCCCCCAGGCCGCCCCAGGAGCCCACCCUGACCACUACGGGGUCCUCGAGACCCCAGACCCGCCCCAGGAGCACACCCUGACCACUACGGGGUCCUCGAGACCCCAGUCCGCCCCAGGAGCCCACCCUGACCACUACGGGGUCCUCGAGACCCCAGGUCCACCCCGGAGCCUACCCUGGACACUACGGGGUCCUCCGGACCCCCAGGCCAGCCCCGAAGCCCACCCUGGUCCAUACGAGGUCCUCGGGACCCCAGGCCCGCCCUGGCCCUCACGGCGACCCCGGGACCCUCAGACCCGCCCCAGAGCCCACGCUUGCCCUCACGAGGUCCUCGGAGCCCACCGUGGCCCUCACACAACGGCCAGACCCAGGACCCCCAGGGCGCCCGAGGCCCACUCGGCCCUGCGGCGGCCCGAGGCCCGCCGGCGCUAUCCGCCGGAGGCGGAGGCCUGCAGGCCGCAAGGCCGCGGGAACGCCCGGCGUCCGCCCGACCACCGCCCCCAGACCCGCGGCGCCUCUCACCCGGCUCCGAAGGCGGCGCGGCUCGGCGGCGGCUCGGCGGCGGGGCGCGGGCGCGGCCCAUGCAGCCCGCGGCCGCGAUUCCCGGGCCGCGCGGCCCGGGCGGGAAGGCAGCGGCGGCACGGGAUCCGGCUGCGGCUAGUGCGGGGCGGCCAGUGGCGAGCGCGCCCUGGGCGCGCCCAGGCUCGCGCGGGGCCGCGGCGCUCGCGCGGGCGCUACUGCGGGGGCGUCUGGCCGCGGGCUCGGCGGCGGCGCCUCCCCGGCUGGGGCCCUCGGUCCAUCGCGCUCGGUCGCGGGCGGCCUCUGGCUCCAGGACCCAGCGGCGGCUGCGGCGGGCGCCGGCCGCAUGAGACGCUCCCGCCCAUUGGCCCGCCGUAUCCGCCACCGCCAUUGGCCCGCCCUGCCGGGCGGCAGGGGCUGUGCACGUCACGGCGUCGGGGCGGAAGUGCGCUAUUGGGGUGA
This is a messenger RNA of Sciurus carolinensis (gray squirrel), 1788 nucleotides long. Its product is annotated as basic proline-rich protein-like. Bases 1 to 1788 code for a protein of 595 amino acids. The transcript is spliced from 2 exons. The record is from RefSeq and is a predicted model, not a curated record. Lineage: Eukaryota; Metazoa; Chordata; Mammalia; Rodentia; Sciuridae.